Messenger RNA from Homarus americanus (American lobster), 2341 nucleotides. Its product is annotated as proton myo-inositol cotransporter-like. Lineage: Eukaryota; Metazoa; Arthropoda; Malacostraca; Decapoda; Nephropidae. The transcript is spliced from 13 exons. Gene Ontology annotation, cellular component: membrane. Gene Ontology annotation, biological process: transmembrane transport. Bases 155 to 1822 code for a protein of 555 amino acids. The record is from RefSeq and is a predicted model, not a curated record. Gene Ontology annotation, molecular function: myo-inositol:proton symporter activity.
CACUUGCCUGGUGGUGUAGCUCACGAACAAGUCCUCGUUAGUGUUGAUGGACGGACAAUAUCGAUAGGAGUGUUACUGAUAUAGGUAAUGAAGCAGGUUGAGGGGCGCGUGAGACAGAGGACUGUAGAGGUGGUGUUGAUCCGUGUGUGUGGUGAUGGCGUGUGGCAGAGUGGAGGCGUGUGUUGGAGAGAUGGGUGUGAGCCGCACCUUGAUCACCCUCACUAUCAUCACCUCCCUCAGCGGGUUCCUCAACGGCUACGACUCCAUCAUGAUCGCCGCCUGCAUGAUCUUCAUUAGAGAGGAGCUGAAACUGACAACAAUGUGGCACCAAGUGAUUGUGGGCACAAUAAAUAUGACAGGUGUGGUGGUGGUGCUACUGACCGGCCAGGUGACAGAGCGUGUUGGUCGGUGGAAGGUGAUUGUGGCGUCCAGUGUGUUUUUUGUGGUAGCGUCGGUGACAUUGGCGUCGGCAGGGAGUAUAACUCAACUCAUUGUGGCUCGUGUAUUCUUCGGGGUUAGCUUAGGGAUAGCCACCAUGAUUGUCCCGGUGUACAUAAGUGAGUCAUCACCGACAGCUGUGCGGGGUCGGAUCGCCAUCGUGUUUAACCUUAUGUAUGCCGUGGGACAGCUCAUCGCCUCUCUGGUUGGCGGCGCCUUCUCCACCGUCCCUCAUGGAUGGAGGUAUAUAUCGGCGGCAGGCAGCCUUCCCGCCCUCAUACAGUUCAUUGGCCUAUUCUUCCUGCCGGAGAGUCCCCGUUGGCUCUUCUCUCAGGGAAGGGUGGAGGAGGCCACGGACGCUCUUAAGACUCUUCGUGCUCCUCAUGCCCCCUCCGAGACUGAGAUAAAUGCCAUACAGGUCGACAUCCGUGCUAACGCUGGCAAGGGCGGCCUCUUCAUGAUCUUCAAGUCUGUGCCUGUCCGUCGUGCUCUCCUCAUUGGCACCCUUCUGCAUAUCGCUCAACCCCUCACAGGCUGUUUCGCCAUCCUAAAUUACAGUGCCACCAUCAUCACCAUGACGGGCGUGGCAGACAAGAAUAACGCCCUGUGGUUCAUGGCUGCCAUAAUAUCAGGAAGUGCAUUUGGAUUUAUCGUGAACGAGGGGCUAGUGGAGCGAUUGGGUCGACGCCCCCUGGUGCUCGCCUCCCUAAUGGGGAUCAUCAUCGCAUUCAUCAUUGUGGGUAUCACCUUCCAGAUGGCAUACCUUCACAGCCCUACCGUCCAGGCCCCUUCUGGUGAUCCAGAGUGUCUUGCUAACACGUGUGGAGAGUGUACCAGCAAGAAGGAGUGUGGUUUCUGUUACAAGGGUGCAGUAGGCAGCGAACACGACACCUCCUGCAUGGCCGCUGAUCCGCAUUCUUACUUUCAGGUGAGUGUGGCUGGGUCGUGCUCCAAUGCUACACUGAUUGAUGCUGGAGUGGAGACUUUCGCCUAUGACUGGUGCCCCUACAGAUAUUCCUGGAUCAUCCUCAUCGGCCUCUCCUUCUUCUUCUUCGUCUACUACUUAGGUAUGGGUCCGUUACCAUGGGUGAUUGCAAGUGAGGUGUUUCCUAGCUGGGCACGCUCCACCUCUGUCAGCUUGGUCGUCACCAUCAACUGGCUCAUCAAUUUUGCCGUCAUCACCAGCUUCCUCACCCUCACAGAAACCAUUUUCAAGUACGGUGUGUUCUACUUGCUAAUGGGGAUCAACUUUAUGUUCCUGGCGGUGUUCUACUUCUUGCUGCCUGAGACUAGCGGUAUUAGCCUGGAGGACAUGGAGAAACUAUUCAACAAACCGAUCGGCACCGUCAACGCCAGGAGCAGCUCACGCGUCGACCCUAACUGAGUCUCGAUCAACAAGUUUUCAAAACUAAGACGAGCUCUGACGUAUGAGUCAACCAUAUAUAUCUGCGGCUCAGUCUUGGCACCUAGUUUAAGCAAUAAUUGUAUACGGGUCAAUCUUUGGUACACAGUUCAAUCACUUUUGUUGCCCAGUCAGGCUUUGGUAUUGUAUACAAUAAAUUUGAUGACUCUAACAGUAAGGAACAGAGAAACAAUGUUAUCUACCUAAGUUACAAUGCAUGAUAUAAUAAACUUCGUGGAUCCUAGUGUCUACCAACUCUUAUAGCUGUCUGCCUCUUGGUGUCAGCAUGAGUUGGAUCUGACAGCAAAUGGAAUGGAACUUACUCAGGAAACAGCUGAUUAUGCUCAGUUCAAAGGUGCGCGUACACCCCACUUUUUAUUUUUAAUACAUUAUAGAAUAUUAACAAUUCAUUAGUUUUACGCCACGGUUCAGUUUAUAAACGUUAUUUAUGGUUAUUAUCUUUUGUUUCAUAUUGUAUAUACUGUAUCUCUGUUUGUAUUC